ACGAGAGUGUUUGCAGGAGAAGUGCUGUAAAGAGAUGUGUUUACAAAUGUGUCGCUUGUUGUAGUGGAACACACGUUGUUGAAGCAAAACAUCUGUAGCAAGACCGAAUCAGAAAUGGAGUCUCUGAAUGGAUCAUAGUUAUUCUGAAGAUGGACGUGGUACAGUCUGCCCCUGAAAGUUUCACCAGCACUUUUGGGAAGAAGACUCCGCUUCCUCUGCUCCAGCUGGUCGAGGAAGUCAGGAGGGAUACAGAUGUUCCUCAUCAUCUUUUGGAAACUAAGAUCUUUGCCAAACUCCAAAACAACAGUUUAAUUCAAGCAGAGCCCUCAGAAGUACAUUUUAGAGGAUUUGAAUUGGGGAAGGAUUACAAGCAGCUGUUGAAACUCACCAACAUAUCCUCUGAUGUCAUCGACAUUCAUAUUAUUCCAACUCAGACAAAGUAUUUUCAGACAGCGUACACAAAAAAGCAUCGUUUGGUUCCAGGGCUUUCCUAUACAGUAAAGCUGAACUUCUUCCCUGAUGAGUGGCGGUACUUUUAUGACUGCAUCCGCAUUCACUGCAAGAAUGAAGAAAAUAUACUGGUACCUGUCCAUGCCUAUCCUGUGAUUGAUGACCUGGACAUCCCAUCACAUAUCAGCCUACCAGCUGUAGCACUGGGCCAGAGUUUAGACCAUGUAAUCCCCCUGAGCUGCAGCUGCCCAGUUGACUUUGAAUUCCAGGUCUACUGUCUCCAGCCCAGUGAGGCUUUCUCCAUACAACCAUUCUCAGGAGUCAUCCCAGCCAGAGGCGUCGCCGAGGUGACGGUGACAUUCACGCCUUUCCAGUAUGGCACGGCCCAGGUCACCAUCCAGCUGGUCAUCUCCCAGUUUAACUCCAGACCCUACGUGUGCACCCUUAGCGGCCGCUGUCCCAACCUGGCUCUCAGUAAACAGAUUCAUGAUGAGAAGCAACCAAAAGGUCAGAAAGGGCCCACGUCUUUAUCGAAGGCCACUAAGCCUAAGCUUCGGGCGACCCGUCCCCAGGUGAAAAUUAAGGAACAGAAGAAACCCCAGGCUCCAUGUCAGAAGACCCCGAUAGAUGUCCGCACGCCUGCAGGAGUGGCCAAGCUGCUCAUGAAGCCGCUAGACAAACUGAGCGCCAAGGAGCUCCGGGACGCCAUGUCUUAUACGAGAAUGGAGCACAAGAGCAGACAGGUGAGAGAGGCCAUCUUUGAGAACCAAGUCAGACAGGAUGUCCAGGAGGAAAGAGCCAAUCGUCUGAGAUGGCAAGUUCAUCUAGGGAAGGAUCCACUCUCGGUAGAGGCCAGGGUAAAGAUUUUGGAGGAGAGGAAGUUUGCUGAUAACGUAUACAAGAUCAAGAGGGGAGAGCUGGAGGACCCGGAGGACUUCAGCAGAGCCCAGACCAAUGUCUCUACGAGGCGGGCAGUUCGCUGCUCAGGCCAGUUACCAGACUGUGUUCCCAAAUUCCACACAUUCUUUGGGAGCCCUCUUGAGAUCAGGCAGCGAGCUCUCAGAACUUUCCAGCAAGCAGCUCGUAAGGUUGUCCUACGUUGCAGAAUGGACAGAAGGCUCUCCUCUAUAAGGCAACCCACAGAGAAUGUAGAAAACCCAUCCAAAGUAUCACUCAAUCUCAACGAAAUGGACGAUGAAUCCAAUCCUGUGAUAACAGCCGACACGGACAGGCCAGCCUCUGCUCCAGGGGACCAGCAGACCACAGAUGAAGUUGAUGCGGGCUCACAGGGGCCACUUCCUGUAAAGCCAUCAGAGGUUAUUACCGUCGAACCAAAGGAGGAGCUGCAGCCUCCUGCGCCCAAACGGCCCUCUUCCUGUCCAGAGCCUCAUGCUGAGGAGGAGUUGGAGAAAGAGAGGAAGAGGCAAGAGGAGGAGAAGAGGAGGAGGCGGGAGGAGAGGAAGAGACGCCAGAAGAGGAGAGAGAGGAAGAGAGAAGAGGAAAAGAGAGAGAAGAGGAAUGAGGAAGGGAUGAGUGAAGCCAUGGCUAAGAUUAUCCAUUUGUCCUUCAGUGCCCCUGGUGCCCUGAUGGAACCGCCUCCAGCUCACCCCCUCAGGAUCUUUAACCCCUGCCCUGGUCUCAAUGCCUACAGGCCCAGCCUGAGCUACUUGGAGUGUGACUUGGAGUUCCACCUCUGCCCCCUGCCCAGGUACACCAUCUCCAAGGGCAACCACAUGAUGAACAGUGGGAAAUCAGUGGGAAAUCAGAAGAAGUUUCUGGAUCGGACGGAUGUUAUCUGUGGGGUCAUGACCUGGAAGAAGUUCACUGGAACAGCCGUGUCCAUCCUGUCCAGCACCUCGACCCUCACCAGCAACUGGGCCCCUCAAAUGUCUGACCCCUUGAAUGCCGCCCUGUUGUCCCCCCAAGCGCCGUCACCUCUAAGCAACCUUCCUGAGGAGAUAAGGGAAGAGGUUCAGGAUGGACAAGCCGAUGGGGAAGAGGUCACCCUCACUCCAGAGAUGGUGCAAGCCCAGUUUCCCUUCCCGGGAAGCCAUGACACCGCUGAAAAGGCUGCCAAAGCCGACAGCUGUCAAAGCCAGUACAGGAGCCCACACACAAUGCCGUCUCACAGUUCCACAGGGUCAAUAUCCAGAGAAAUGAGGGAGCAGCUGCUGUGUUGGUCCGCACGGGGUCAGUCCCACAGACUGGGCCUGAAGGUGUGGUCCCGCCUCAGUCACCUCCAGGCCAAGAACACCUCCACUGCCUCAGAUGAUUAAUAGCCUUGCUUUGCCUUUAGUGUGCGUCCCCCGACUGGAGCAGAUGCUGGAAGCACCACAUUAAAUUAAAUUUGGUUUUGUAAAGAUGCUCACUUGGGCUAUUCGUAAUACAAAUUUUCCACACAAGAGUUUGAACAUCAUUUCCAGGGGUAGGGGGGGAUUAAUAGUAGUUUUAGGGAGUCAACUUGCUCUCAUAUGCACAUAAUGGCACCCAUACUGAUAGGCCUUGUUACUUCAUAAGAGACAUUCCUCAUCUUGUAUGUGUUUACUGUUUAACUGACCUAACUACCUCACACAAUGAGGGGCAGGUAUUUGCAUGAUAAGGUUUCUUUGUGUGUUAUUAUGGGAUAGCCUGUCCAAAUUAUGAGCUGUUCAUUAGACACUAAGCUACCCUUUGUUCGGUACUGCAGUUUGAAACUCAUUAAGCCAGUGUGCUCAGUUUUGCCAACUUGAAAUGAAAGUCAAUAUGAAUAGUAAAUAUAAUGUAAAUAUGAAUAUCCUUACAGAUGCCCCCCCCCCCAGAAUGAAAAUAUUAUUACUCCACUUCUGUUUGUCUAUAGCCAUGGUUAGCAUGGUUAAAGAUUACAUUAAAUUUCACUUAAAGAUUUCCAUGCUGUGUCAUCCAUUAAAAUCAUUCAAAUUAUUAUCAUUCAUCAUGCAAAAAUGUCAAUGCAUGUACCAUCUCCAUGAGUGGUUCAAAAAUUCCAGUUUAGAACACACCUCUUCAUUGUUUACCGAAUCUUUAAAUGAGGAAUCCUUGGAAAACAGCCUUUGCCUUUGUGGAUUCUAAAAAUACACACACCGUCUCCCCCUGACCCACACUAACACUUCGAUGACAUCACGUACUAGUGACAAAGACUACAGUACAUAAAUACGGAGAAGUGUCUAGGUCCAUAGGGCAUGCACACUUUCACACGUUCACACUCUCUAACACGCAUAGCCCGCACGCAUAGCACACUGUACAGUCGCAUUCCCUGUCUUGAUGCAUUGAUUGGACAGGUGCUCCACCCUGUGGUGACCAUGUGUAUUUGUAUUUAUUGCUCUCAAGUUCCAAGUGUUUAGACCUGAGGCAGUACUGCAUCUGCCCUAAAAAAAAUAAAA
Messenger RNA from Clupea harengus (Atlantic herring), 3827 nucleotides. RefSeq names its product cilia and flagella associated protein 221 (gene cfap221). The record is from RefSeq and is a predicted model, not a curated record. NCBI's taxonomy places the organism in Eukaryota, Metazoa, Chordata, Actinopteri, Clupeiformes, Clupeidae. Gene Ontology annotation, biological process: motile cilium assembly; cilium movement. Gene Ontology annotation, cellular component: 9+2 motile cilium.